CCACCUCAACCUUUUCUUCCAAGGACUUUACGGCACUAUUCUACUCACACCAAGAAACCACUCAUCAUGGCGUACGAAGUCGCAACUGCAUCCGACGAUGACCUGCGUCAAAUCAUACCAAUCUUCUUCAAAGCAUACGGCGGUCAAAAUGAAUACAUCAAUGCGGUAUUCCCACGUGGCCUCACAAAGGACGGAGAAGAAAUGACUAUCCAGCGAAUGAUCUUCAUCAACAGCGUUGCUCCGACAGUCAAGUGGGAGAAAAUCACCGAUACCAGUAGCGGCAAGAUAAUCGGAGGUGCGAUGUGGAGUCUGCACGAAGAUGCGAAGCCUCAACGAUUUCCUUUGGAUGGACCUCCGGGAACUUGGGAGACGGAUCUGGAGAAAGAGUAUGCUAAGGCGCUCUUCGAUUCUUUGGGCGUCGACGAACACAAAUACUACGAGGAGCAUGACUUGCCUUUCAUGAGACUUGCCAUCAUGGUGGUUGAGCCGGAAUAUCAACGCCGGGGAGCAGGAGCCGAAUUGCUGAAGUCAGGUCUCAACGUAGCGGACAAAGUCGGAGCAGCUACAACGCUUAUCGCAAGCCCGGAAGGAAAGGGUCUGUACGAGAAGUUUGGUUUCACGACAUUGGCGGAACGAGAUUUAGAUUUGCCGGAAAAGUUUUCCCACAAGCCAAAGUACCACAUCUGGUCAAUGGUUCGAACUUCUCCAAAAUGAGUGGCACUGCGGAAAGCAUCAUGGGAAAUAUAUCAUUGCAUUCAUUGUCAUAAUUCUAAGAACUUGUGCAUAUUCUCAGAUCCAAACCCAUUUUCCAAGCAUC
Molecule: messenger RNA, 817 nt
Organism: Periconia digitata
Lineage: Eukaryota; Fungi; Ascomycota; Dothideomycetes; Pleosporales; Periconiaceae
Source: the annotation of a GenBank genome assembly